Molecule: messenger RNA, 651 nt
Organism: Caenorhabditis briggsae
Lineage: Eukaryota; Metazoa; Nematoda; Chromadorea; Rhabditida; Rhabditidae
Gene: Cbr-adbp-1.2
Product: Protein CBR-ADBP-1.2
Exons: 6
Coding region: 1-651 (216 amino acids)
Source: RefSeq, a predicted model, not a curated record
AUGCGUCGGAAAAAAGUAUCGAUGGAUAAACUGUUCGGAUAUAAAGAGGAAGCGGUGGUUACCAGAGAAAGCUGGGGUGUCGACCUACAACCACUAGCUCCUGUUGCGAAUGAAUCUAAGAAACGACAAAAAACAGCAUCCACUGUACCUAAGAAGAAGGCGAAAAUAGAACGGGGUGCAGAAGAUAUCACGGACGAAACUACAAAACAACUUGCAACGGAACUCUUGGAUCAAAUCGAGACUACACCGGGUCGAAUUAUCUUGAACUUCUCAUCGACAAAGUCUUCUGAAGUGUGCCCACUUCCACCGAGUUUCAAUCAAAAUGUGAAAUCAAACUGGUCCAUUGAUAAUUUAAAAGAAAGACAGCUGAGUGGUCUCCUCGACCAGAACUGUAAAAGCUUCAAGCCAUUGGGAAUCAAGAAGAUUCAAAAGGUGAAAACUGAAGAAGAGACACUCCCGAGACAAUUGGAUCUGAAGCAAACUAUCGCAAAACUCAAGAAUGAAGAUAAGAAAGAUGAUGAGUAUGUUGGAUUCUCAGUUGCUAUUGCCAACGUUCUCAGAAGAUGCGAGCCGAAAAUUGCCGAAAAACUUGCUCAAUCGAUCGUUGCCCUUCUCGAAACCGAUGCUUCGAGCGUAGUCCAUAAGAUGUAA